This is a messenger RNA of Pleuronectes platessa (European plaice), 2505 nucleotides long. RefSeq names its product prune exopolyphosphatase (gene prune1). The transcript has 9 exons. The coding region runs from base 106 to 1371 and encodes 421 amino acids. Gene Ontology annotation, cellular component: cytoplasm. Gene Ontology annotation, molecular function: exopolyphosphatase activity. The record is from RefSeq and is a predicted model, not a curated record. NCBI's taxonomy places the organism in Eukaryota, Metazoa, Chordata, Actinopteri, Pleuronectiformes, Pleuronectidae.
UUACCCGCUAUGUUAGCGACACUCACGAGCUUAGGUUGAAGUGACCGGAGCCGCUAACUGCUAACUGCUAACUGCUAACCGCUAACCGCUAACCGCUAAAGGGAGAUGGAGGAGUUUCUGUCGGGCUGUCGCCGAGCCCUGCAGGUGAACACGGAGCAUCCAGGUCCUGGGUUCCACGUUGUUCUGGGGAAUGAGGCGUGUGAUGUAGACUCCGUGGUGUCCGCCCUGGCAUACGCCUACUUCCUGUCCAAGACUUCGCCCAGUGAAAUGCUCGCUCUCCCUGUGAUGAACAUCCGUCAGUCGGAGCUGCUGCUGCGUUCAGAUGUCGUCUUCCUGCUGCGUCAAACUGGUUUGUCUCCAGACGUCCUGAUGUUCCGAGACCAGCUCGACCUCCGAGUCCUGCACCGAGACGGACGCCUGCGGCUGACACUGGUCGACCACAACGUCUUACCCAGUUCAGACAGUGACCUGGAGGGGGCAGUGGUGGAGGUGAUCGACCAUCACCUGUUGGAGAGAGAGCCCUCUGCCUCUUGUCCUGUUGUUGUGGAAACUGUGGGAUCCUGUGCUACCUUGAUAACCGAACGUAUCGUCCAGAAAGCUCCACAGAUCCUGGACCAGCAACUCGCUCAGCUGCUCUAUGCGGCCGUGGUGCUGGACUGUGUCAACAUGGCUCCUGCUGCAGGGAAAGUGACUCCUAAAGACAGUCAGUACGCCUCCAUGUUGGAGAAUCGUUUCCCUACUCUGCCACCAAGGGGCGCUCUCUUCCAGGCGCUGCAGAAUGCCAAGUUUGACGUCUCAGGUCUGAACACUGAACAGAUGUUGUUGAAGGACAUGAAAGCUGUUUCAGAAAGUUUGAAUGUUGCUAUUUCUGUUCUCUAUAUCCCACUGGAGGAGUUCCUGCAGAGGGCGGACUUGGAGGCGGAGCUCUCAGGUUUCUGUCAGAGGUUGGGAUUUGAUUUGUUGCUGAUGAUGACCAUCUCCUUCACUGAGAGAAAAGAGCCAAUCAGAGAGCUCGCUAUGUUCAGCCACAACUGCACCUGCAGUCAACAGAUGAGCCAAUACCUGGAACAGGCUCGUAACCCCGCCCUCAACCUCUGUCCAAUCAGCAGCCCCCACCCUCACAUCACAGCCUAUCAACAAGGAAACACGUUGGCGUCUCGUAAGAAGCUCCUCCCCAUCGUCAAAGCUUUCCUGAAGGAGCUGGACGGAGACGGCUGCCUGGGAAAUGUGGAGGAGGAGGAGUCCCGGGUCCCUCCCACUCCAAUGAACAGUCUGGUGGACGGCUGUCCCCUGGAUGACGGCCUGCCGCACAUCAGCACUCAGGACCUGGUGGAGAAGGUCAGCAAGAUGGCCGACAGAGGAGGGAACUGACCUCUGACCUCAGCUGAGAGUCUGACACCAGACACAAAGGGGCCAGCUUCAGGGAAUAAUAAUAAUAAUAAUGAUUAUUAAACAACUGAUGCAUUGAUAAUAACAACUAACCCUUAACAUUUCUGAGGUUUUCUGUUUGUUAAAGCUGCCACGUGUAAGUUUUGACUUUACUUCAUAGCCAACUUUAUCUUACGUUAGCAUAAUGAAAACACAGUUGCUGGCUUCAAUCAUCAUGCUAACCAGCUAGCCUGUUGUCUACCAACCAACUGAGACCUCUUUCAGAGACAACUAACAUAAUGAACCUUAAAUGAACAACCCACUGCUUCUACUAAAUCAACUGAGACACAAAAUGUGAGGCGUUUUUGACCGUGGGAACUUCUGUUUGCUACCAUACAGAUGUUCAUAGGUUAUUUUCAGAAAUACAAGUCAGUCCAUCUCAACCUCCGUCUCUGCUGCCCCCUUCAGGCCCUUAGAGUGAGCGCUCCUUCGUUGUCCUGUCUGAACAUGCAGCAGUUCCAGAAAGCUGGGGACCAGGACAAGUCUGACAAUAUUUCUGCUCCAUCGUUCACAUGGUUAGCAUGCAUUAAGCCCAAUUCAUGCUUCUGCGUUGAAGUGACAUCGUAGCAUAUAGCAUGUGUACGCACGUGUAGGCGCUGAGCCCUAGGCCGUACUCUGAUAUGCUCCUCCCAAAAAGUGUAACUAUGCCUCAAAGUGACGCAACCACAAGAGCUGUGAUUGGUCUGCUAGCUAGCAUCACCAGAAGGCGUCUUUUUUUAUUUUGUUGCAGUUCUUUAAGAAUAAGUAAUUGCUCUUCAACAUCUAUCAGCUCCAACAUGAUCCUCUAAGUAACACUCUCCAUUGCUAUGUGCGUACCUGCAGCAUGGCUCCGUCGCAGAAGCAUGAAUUGGACUUGAGCUCGGAUUAUUUACUUCAGUAUGUAAACGUCACUGUUGCCCUGAACCCCAUUCAGAAAACUGUCAGAUCAAUUAAGUUUCGUUUGAUCGUCUGUAUGAAAAAAUAAUGCUUGAAUAUUGGUUUUGUCAAGAAGUUUUAUUAAUCAGUGAUUAAAUGAUUCAACAAAAUAAAAUCAUUUGUCCACAGUCCUAAUAUCAAUAAAGAUUUUAUUUCACAGUU